This is a messenger RNA of Drosophila suzukii, 5319 nucleotides long. It is a transcript of the gene Kdm2, whose product is annotated as Lysine demethylase 2. Gene Ontology annotation, biological process: regulation of transcription by RNA polymerase II; protein demethylation. Lineage: Eukaryota; Metazoa; Arthropoda; Insecta; Diptera; Drosophilidae. Gene Ontology annotation, molecular function: histone demethylase activity; DNA binding; zinc ion binding. The record is from RefSeq and is a predicted model, not a curated record.
UUCCCACCUCUAUCCGGCUGCGGUCAUACUGAAAAAAAUUGUGAAAAGGGUCGGAUCGCAGCGCUGCGGACCGGACUCCGGAGAAUUUUCAGCGACUCGCGUACGGAAAAAGUUCGAUUGAACCUGGCCAAAAAGAGUCCGUCGAGUGGAACCGAAACGAGCGGCAACAAUAAAAAAUAGGAAAAAAAAAUAGGAGGCAGCGAUGUCCACCGCCGUUGAAACGGGGUCGUCGCCUGCCAAGAGCAACAGCAACAACAACAGCAGCGGCGGCAACAACAGCGGCAACAACGGCAAUCCCAGUCCAAAUGCAAAAGGCGUGCAGCGGCGUCAACUGCGCGAGAGGAAGCAGCGCAAGCUCUACCUGGAGGAAUGGACGCUGGGCGACGAGGAUGAGGGGACGCGCGGAUUCAGCGUCGCCGAGAAGCUCGAAUCUUCAAAGUUCGCGCAGGCGGGAAUGGUGCGCGAGAUGCGCGGAUGCGAUCUCACCGUGGCUUUCCUACAACAGCAUGGCUUCAACAUCCCGCUGUUGUUCCGGGACAAAGCUGGUUUGGGCUUACGGAUGCCCGAUCCUCAAGAGUUCACCGUGAACGACGUGCGACUGUGCGUGGGUUAGAGACUCCUCGACGUCAUGGACGUAAACACGCAGAAGAAUCUACAGAUGACCAUGAAGGAGUGGCAGCAGUACUACGACAGUCCGCAGAAGGACCGCCUGCUAAACGUGAUUUCGCUGGAGUUCUCACACACCCGCCUGGACAGAUUCGUCCAGAGUCCGGAGAUCGUGCGCCAGAUCGACUGGGUGGACGUGGUGUGGCCCAAGCAGCUGAAGGACGCCCAGCGGGAGGGCACCAACCUGCUGGGCGGCAUGAUGUACCCAAAGGUGCAGAAGUACUGCCUCAUGUCGGUGAAGAACUGCUACACCGAUUUCCACAUUGACUUUGGCGGCACUUCCGUGUGGUAUCAUAUCUUGAGAGGGAGCAAAGUAUUCUGGCUGAUUCCACCCACCGAUCGCAAUCUUCAGUUGUACGAAAAGUGGGUUCUCUCGGGCAAGCAGGCGGAUGUCUUCUUCGGCGACACUGUGGAAAAGUGCCGAGUCUAUUUGACUGCUGGAAACACCUUCUUCAUACCCACAGGCUGGAUUCAUGCGGUCUACACGCCCACUCAAUCCCUAGUUUUUGGCGGGAACUUUCUGCACUCCUUUGGCAUAGUUAAGCAACUGAAAACAGCCAGUGUGGGAAGUACGAAGGUGCCCCAGAAGUUUCGAUACCCCUUCUUCACGGAGAUGCUGUGGUACGUCCUUGCGCGCUAUGUUCACACGCUGCUGGGACACUCCCACCUGGAGGGUGAAGCCUCGUUGAGCGAGGAUGAAAUGGCUGCUCGCCCGCACACCCACCUCACGCACCACGAGCUCUUUGGUCUAAAGGAGAUCGUGAUGUAUCUGUACGAUCUUCCGCCGCAGAAGAAGAACGUUCCCAGUUUAGUCCUGGAUCCUGUGGCCCUGAUCAAGGAUGUUCGAUCGCUAGUGGAACGUCACUGCAAGGAUCAGCAAGAUCUGGCCAUCACUGGCAUGUCCGUGUUGAAAUCUCCACCUGGAUCACAGCCGCCCUUCUUGCUGUACGAUCGUACACGGGUAAAGCAGGAGAUAAAGCAGGAAAUUGCGCGCAAAAAUGCAGGUAUACGGGAGCAACAGCAAUUGGAGGCGGGCAGAGCCAGGGAUGCCGAGUCGGACACAUCCCAGUCCACUGGAGUGGGAUCUGCAAUUGGAAUGGGCGCUGGAAUAGAGUACAGCAACGGAGUUAUGAAGAAGGAACAACUGGAGAAUGGUAGUGGAGUAGCAGUCGGAGGAAAUGGAUCGCAGCCAGAGGCCACCUUUGUUCUGCCCACCGAUACGCUCAAGUACCGCCCACAAAAAAUGCAUUUGGCCACCGCAUUGGUGGCAGCUGCCGCCAGCAGUAGUAGUGGCUCUGGAGGAUUGGUAAGCUCAGUGGGAGGAGGGGGAGGAUCUGCAGUCGUAGGAAGCAGCCAUAGUCCCACCGGUGGAGGAGUUGGACCUGCUCCAGGAGCCAUCAGUGUCAUUGCCACCAGCUCAAGCUACAGUGAAGGCGGAGCAGUUGGAGGAGUUCUCAGCAUGGACAAUUGUCAUUCUCCAGGGGACGGUGGUGCCAAAUUGUCGCCGAAUUUGACUGGCACAGGACAACCGCGACGGCGCAGGACGCGCUGCAAGAACUGUGCCGCCUGCCAGCGCUCCGACUGCGGCACCUGUCCCUUCUGCAUGGACAUGGUCAAGUUCGGUGGCCCCGGCAGGGCCAAGCAAACGUGCAUGAUGCGACAGUGUCUGUCGCCGAUGCUGCCCGUCACAGCGCAGUGCGUCUACUGUCACCUGGAUGGCUGGCGCCAGACACCAGUCUCGCCACAGACCAAGCAACUGGCUUCCGCCGAUGGGCCGGCCCUGAUGGAGUGCUCCGUGUGCUACGAAAUCGCCCACCCGGACUGUGCUCUCUCGCAGUUGGAUGGCAGAGAUGCGGCGGAUGCCAAGGGCAUUGUAAAUGAGGAUCUGCCCAACAGCUGGGAGUGCCCCAGCUGCUGUCGUUCCGGCAAAAAUUAUGACUACAAGCCCCGUCACUUCCGAGCUCCAAAGUCCUCCGAAGUGCGACGUGUUUCCGUUUCCCAUGGGCCAGGUGGCGGUGGCGACGGCCACGGAGGGAACCCACUGCUGCCGCCCCCGGUGGGCCAGUACAAUGACUUUGUCUUCACCAGUGAGUCGGAGAUGGAAUCCGGCACGGCCAGCGGCCAUAUGACGCACUGGAAGCACGGCAUGAAGCGCCACCACCAGUUGGAGGUUAAAACGGAGCGGAAUAACAGCUGCGACACCCCAUCGCCAGGAAUCUCACCCAAUGCCGGCGGCGAGUCCAAAGUAGGGAAGCGGCGCAAGAGCGACGAUGGAACUAGUGUUAGUAGCAGCAUGCACGAGAGUAAUGAUGCCCCGUGUGGGUCAUCGGCAGAGGGACCUGGAGGAGCAGGAACCGCCAAUGUAUCCACCAAUCAGUGGAGCGGUAGUGGCGGAGGAGGUGGCUCCCGCAAAAAGAACUCAAUACGAUCGCAGCUGGCCCAGCAAAUGCUGAACUCGUCGACGCGAGCUAAGAAACCGCAGUAUGUGGUACGCCCGGCUAGUGGCACCGGCUCGUCUUCAUCCAGUGGAAAUGGAGGCAGUGCAUCCGCCACCAAUGGCAUCAGCAAUGGCAGCAAUCAAAGCGGCGAUUCCAGUGGAGGUGGAAACGGCGAGCGAGGAACCAAUAAUGGAGUAAGCGGCUCGAAUGGCCUGGGAAAUCAACACCACAGUUCCGCUCAAAAUCUGGCACUGGAUCCCACCGUGCUGAAGAUCAUUUUUCGAUAUCUUCCGCAGGACACGCUGGUCACCUGCUGUUCGGUGUGCAUAUGGUCCAAUGCGGCCGUUGAUCCCGAUUUGUGGAAGAAAAUGAAUUCCGAGCACAAGAUGUCAGCCUCUUUGACGGCGAUUGUGCGCAGGCAGCCGGAGCAUUUAAUUUUGGACUGGACACAGAUUGCCAAGCCACUGGCGUGGCUGGUGGCUCGUCUGCCGGCGCUCAAGAAUCUCUCGCUGCAGAACUGCCCCAUCCAGGCAGUGUUGGCGCUGCACACCUGCCUUUGUCCACCGCUCCAAACUCUGGAUCUGAGCUUUGUGAGGGGCCUAAAUGAUGCUGCCGUGAGGGAUAUCCUCUCUCCGCCAAAGGACUCGCGACCUGGGUUGAGUGACUCGAAGACGCGGCUAAGGGAUCUCAAAGUGCUGAAGCUGGCGGGCACGGACAUUUCGGAUGUGGCCGUGCGCUAUAUCACGCAGUCGCUACCGUACUUGCGGCACUUGGAUCUCUCCUCCUGUCAGAGGAUCACGGAUGCGGGCGUGGCGCAAAUAGGAACCUCCACCACAGCCAUUGCCCGUCUCACGGAGCUGAAUCUGAGCGCUUGCAGGCUCGUUUCUGAGAACGCUUUGGAGCAUCUGGCCAAGUGUGAUGGGCUCAUCUGGCUGGAUCUGCGCCAUGUACCCCAAGUGAGCACCCAGUCGGUCAUCCGCUUUGCGAGCAACUCUAAGCACGACCUGUGCGUUAGAGACAUCAAGCUGGUGGAGCGGAGGCGUAGGAACUCGAUGACAGUGGCCAGAAGCUGGCACCACGACUGAGCAACUGGCAGCUGGAGGAGGCCCUAUAAAUCUUAAUCGUAUGCAUUAGGACAGCACUCUUUCUAAGCCCCCAAUCCUCAUACCAUGAAUCCUCGCCGGAAUGCAAGCCAAAGAGAGUCGUCAGGUCCUUUGUAUUGCGUGUGGUUAUGUUCUUAAAAGCUAAGCUAGUCAGGUUCUGAUUUUCCGAUUUUUCCGAGUGGGUCUUGAUUCCCAAAGGUCACUGAUGAGGAUGUUUGGCGGCAUCCGAAAUAUGCAAAUUUCUCCACCUCGCUAUCUGACCAGCCCAUUUUCUAUUUGCAUGUAUACAUCUAUCUUAUCCUAUACCUCUUUAAAAAGUUCCUGAGAAUCUCAAAAAAUCAUUAAUUUCAUUGUUUCAAUGUUUCGAAGAAUAUUAAAACUGAGCUGACGGAAUUUUUAGAACGGGAAAAUGUUGCAAUAUUAUAGGGAACGGAAAAGGCAUAUUCUUAAUUUCGGAUUUUAAUUUUUCGUCCUCGUUUUCUCCGUUUUGGCUAACCACAUUGGGCAGUGCAAAGGGCUGAGCUUCGGUUUUUCCGAAGUUAGAUGGCAGCCAUCCUCUCCAAACCCCCUUUUCUACACGUAGCCACAACACUCACACUCGGACUUAGCGUAGUGAUUAAGAUUAGCAUUCCCGCGAUGGUAAUUACAUUUAAUCAGUGUCAUAUAUUUAAGUAUGAAGGAGGAGUUACAAGUUAGAGACCAGCACUAGGUGCACCCAUCCAGCUUAAGUAGAUCCAGCUCGCACAGCAACUAAGAAUCACAGGCAGUGCGUUUCGGGACUGUAAGCGCAAUGCAAGCAAAUGAUAAACCCGAUUUUAUUUGACUGUCGAAACCUUUUUAAACUUCCCAAAAUUUGGCCUUACUCAAUGCAAUUAUAACUCGCGACUUACAGUUCUGAAUCCCACUGUACCAGCGCUAACGCCGCACAUAGUCGAUAAGUCAACCUGCCAAGCUCCCUAAGAACCCCGACCCUCCCACUCCAGUAGCAGUUAAAAUAGUGAUAACGUUGCUAAAAUAUAUAUUUGAGAGUAUGUAAGAUAAUACAAGUACGCGCAUACUUAUAUUUAAUGUUUUACAGAAUUACAUUACAAAUAUAGAAUAAUGUUUAAAAA